Molecule: messenger RNA, 2097 nt
Organism: Macrosiphum euphorbiae (potato aphid)
Lineage: Eukaryota; Metazoa; Arthropoda; Insecta; Hemiptera; Aphididae
Source: the annotation of a GenBank genome assembly
AUGCCAGUUUGUAUAGUCGAAAAUUGUUUUAGUGGCAGUAAACGGAAAGGGUUAUUUUGUGACCCAAAGAUACAUAUACAUCGAUUUCCUAAAGAUGUCGGAAUGAGAUCUUUGUGGGUGGAAAAAAUUCGAAAUGCUUCAAAUGUGAUCAAAGAGAUUAACUGUGAUACUGCUGCCGUAUGUUCUUUACAUUUUUCUGUAAAUUCAUACGAAGAAAGAACAAAUGUGCAAAAUAUGUUGGAUUAUUCUCCAAAAUGUGGGAGAAAAUUAAAACCUACUGCUAUCCCUUUUAGUGAUGGAAAUCAAUCUUCUCCAAUAAAAACUCCAGCUGGAUUAUUUUCUGUGACCAGUUCAGCUGAUGAAUCUAAAAGUGUUGAAUCUGUGUUCAGGCGAAAAAUAUCAUGCCAAGUUGAUUUGUUUGGUGUAUCAGACACUAUACCUGGUGUCAAAUGCCUUGAAAAUAAUGAGCCAGACUUAUUUCAAAAAAUGAAUAAUGAUUUUGAAAAAUAUAAGAAAGAGAAAGAUGAACUUAUGGCAGAAAAUGUAAAAUGUAAAAAUAUAAUUCAGAUGCAAAAUGAAAAAAUUGAGUACUAUAAACAAUUUGUUAAUUUGGAAAAUCAAAGAUUCGAAUCCCGUUUUAGUGACAUUUUGUCUAAAUUAUUUACUAGUACUCAAAUUAGUCAAAUACUCCGACCGAGUAAAAAAGUUUCGAAAUGGUUACCAGAAGACGUAUCUUCUGCGAUUACAUUACGUAGUAUUUCGCCAAAAGCCUACAGAUAUUUAAGGAAUAAAAAACAGUACCCAUUACCAGGUUUGUCUACAUUAAGAAGAUGGGCCUCAACUUUUGAAGUUGAACCAGGAAUACUUGAAAGUGUAUUAACUCUUAUGAAAGCCAAAGGAACUUUAAUGACUGACAAUGAAAAGCUUACUGUUAUUGCUUUUGAUGAAACAUAUAUAUCCAAUAGAAUAUGUUACGAUAAAAAAAAUGAACAGGUGAUUGGACCACAUAGAUGUGUGCAGACUGUUGUUGUACGAGGCCUUAUUGGUUUUAAUGUAAUUUCGAUGGUAAAUGAUAUGGGCCCUUCCAACAUGGCUUUAUGGCGGUCUUUAAACAUUUCAAAUGAAAAUACGUCAUUUAAACAUCCAAAUACAGGAAAAAGUGUUCACGUUUUUGCAGAUGUCCCACAUCUCUUAAAAUUGGGCAGGAAUCAUUUACUUGACAAUGGGUUUGUACUUCCUAAUGAAAAGUAUGUUGGUAAAGCAAUUUUCCAAAAGCUUCUAUCAAUUGAUUCUGAGAGAUCAGAUUAUAAGUUGGCACCUAAAUUGACUGAACGGCAUAUUGAAGUUCAAGGAACUGGAAGGAUGAAUGUCAAACUAGCUGCUAAUGUGUUUUCCGAUACAGUUUCUAAGGCCCUUGCAUAUCUUGGCACAAAGAAUUAUAUUGAUACAUUGAACUGGAAAGAUGCAAGAGAUUCAGAAAAGAGUCUGUUAAAUGAAAGUGACUGUUUAACUAGCUUAAUGUUUAACUCAAAUGUGUUUGAUGAAGUGGAUGAUUCCAACGAACAUGAUAAUGAAAUGGCCAAUAUAGAAUCGAGUUCAUGUAUAUCAAAGUCUUCAGUUCCAAAAGAAUGUUUUGACCUACUGACCGAAUUUGAAAUGGAAAACAGUGAGCCUUUCAAUGAACUCGAACUAGAUUGUGCCCAAUAUGUAGCUGGAUAUGUUGCUAACCGUUUUGCUAACAAACAUCCAGAACUUAUCAAACAAAUUGAUGAUAAAACUGUUAGUUGUUGGACUAGUUUUAAAUCAAAGGGUGGUUUGAAAUUGCCCUCUGACAACCUGAUGGUGGCAGUCAGAAAAUUAGAAAUCGAAUUUCAAAAACUUCAUCAAGAUAACAUUAGUAAAAAUAAAAAUAUAAUGAAAAAUAUGACCAACUUACUGAUGCCUCACAUUGAAGACUUGUGUAUUCCAAAAGAUGCUAUUGAAUGCCUUGUAAGAACAAGGACAUUCAUCAGACUCAAUGAUCUCAACAACAGGACCACAGAGAAAAACUACGCGAAGAGACAAGAAAAGAGAAAAAAACAAAAAUUUAUAAAUUAA